ACAUUGACGUAACAAAACCCAUUAUAUAAACGAGGCUUAGAUUCACUUCAAUUGGAUCCCUUUGAUUAUUUCAUAGUAGUAGAACUUUUAGGAAAUUGAAUUCAAUUGGAUCGAUCUGCUGAAGAGGAGCAGUAGCAGAAGGGGAAAAAAAUGAAACAAAUGGAUAUAGAGUCAGUGAAGAAAUUCUUGGAGAAAGAAGGUGGGAACUAUGAAUCCACAGUAGAUUCCAUGCCUUCAAGAUUCCUUGAAGCUUUUGUCUCACAUGGCAUAAAAGUUGACCUCGUUGAACCAGGCCGUAUUCUCUACUCUUUCCAAGUCCCAUCUCGUCUAGUGAAUGCGGGUAAUUUUCUACAUGGUGGAGCUACGGCGGCUCUGGUGGAUAUUUUUGGUUCGGCUGUUAUUCAUACAGUAGGUGCACCCUUUACUGGUGUCUCCGUUGAGAUCAACGUUUCCUACUUGGAUGCUGCUUUUGUUGGGGAGGAAAUCGAAGUUGAAGCCAAAGUAUUACGUGUUGGGAAGACAAUUGGUGUUGUCAGUGUUGAGUUGAGGAAGAAAGAGACGGGGAAGAUAGUUGCACGAGGUCGUCAUACCAAGUAUUUGGCUGUCAAUAGUAAGCUUUGAGCUACUACAUAUACAUUUGCUGGGAAUCCUGUUGGCUGAGACCAACGAAAUCCUUUCCGAGGAAAUUUUACCAUAUAACAAGUAUUUUUAGCAUGUACAAUAUUACUCAACUGAACAAUUAAGUACAGGCUUACGUACGUGCAUGCUCAUUUUAUGUAGUUAAUUACAAAUCAACAAUGUCUCCUGUACUGCAAUAUGAUAUUCUCCUCUCCUUCAUAAUAAGAGCGUGUUCUUGCACUAAAGUCA
Messenger RNA from Nicotiana tabacum (common tobacco), 867 nucleotides. RefSeq lists its product as uncharacterized. NCBI's taxonomy places the organism in Eukaryota, Viridiplantae, Streptophyta, Magnoliopsida, Solanales, Solanaceae. The record is from RefSeq and is a predicted model, not a curated record. Gene Ontology annotation, molecular function: fatty acyl-CoA hydrolase activity.